Messenger RNA from Eucalyptus grandis, 3164 nucleotides. RefSeq names its product cellulose synthase-like protein B4. Lineage: Eukaryota; Viridiplantae; Streptophyta; Magnoliopsida; Myrtales; Myrtaceae. Gene Ontology annotation, biological process: cellulose biosynthetic process; plant-type primary cell wall biogenesis. The record is from RefSeq and is a predicted model, not a curated record. The transcript has 11 exons. Bases 96 to 2726 code for a protein of 876 amino acids. Gene Ontology annotation, cellular component: trans-Golgi network; plasma membrane. Gene Ontology annotation, molecular function: cellulose synthase (UDP-forming) activity; mannan synthase activity.
UGUAUAUAAGUCGCCACUUUUGUACCCACAAGACCACCCAAUAGAAACGGCAAGAACAAGGGCAGGUGUGUGCAGAGACACCCAAACCUUCUCCAAUGGCCAUUCAAUCCACUUCCACCCCACUAUAUGAGAAGAUAAGCCUGAAAAACGAUGGGAAGAGGGCAGUCGAGAUCUUCAUCUUGUUUCUUCUCGUCUCCCUUCUCACGUAUCGGCUUGUUCACCUCGAGGACCACGGACUUGAAUGGCAGGUCGCGCUCGCGUGCGAGUCGUGGUUCACGUUCGUGUGGAUUCUCGUCAUCAGCACCAAAUGGAGCCCCGUGAGCUACAAAACUUACCCUCACCGUAUCUUGCAAAGGGUAAGCGAGCUUCCUCCCGUGGACGUGUUUGUCACAACGGCAGAUCCGCAGCUAGAGCCUCCGAUCAUCAUCGUGAACACAGUCCUCUCUUUAAUGGCGGUAGACUAUCCAGCUCAUAAGCUGGCGUGCUAUGUCUCUGACGAUGGCUGUUCGCUAUUGACCUUCUACUCUCUAAUGGAAGCUGCAAAGUUCGCAAAGCUCUGGGUUCCGUUUUGUAAGAAGUACAAUAUUCAAUUGCGAGCCCCAUUCCGGUACUUCGCCGGCGACUCAACCAUAUUGUCUGGUGAAGACUGCUCAUUGGAAUUCCAACAAGCACGGGACACAAUGAAGGAUGAGUACGACAAGCUGAGCGGGAAGAUAGAAGAUGCGUCCCAAGGAUCGGUCCCAUCUAAUUUUACUGGGGAGUUCGCCGCUUUCUCUAACACAGAACGUAAGAAUCACCCCACCAUUAUCAAGAUCAUACUGGAAAACAAAGGAGGUCAUGCAGAUGAAUUGCCACAUCUGAUCUACAUAUCACGAGAAAAGCGGCCAAAGCACCCACAUCAUUACAAGGCGGGAGCCAUGAAUGUCCUGACCAGAAUUUCAGGACUCAUGACGAAUGCACCAUUGAUGCUGAAUGUCGACUGCGACAUGUACGCCAACAAUCCGCAGAUUGUUCUUCAUGCUUUGUGUCUCCUUCUUGGCACAAAGUAUGAGAGAUAUUGUGCAUUUGUUCAAUGCCCACAGUACUUCUAUGAUGGAGCAAAGGACGACCCAUUUGGAAAUCAACUAGUGGUCCUACAAGAAUAUUUGGUACGAGGAAUAGUAGGAAUUCAAGGACCCGUCUAUGGAGGAACAGGAUGCUUUCAUCGCCGGAAAGUAAUCUACGGGUCAUGGCCAGAGGACAUGAAGACCGAAAAGAAAAUUCUUACCUCUAAUGGAGAAUUAACCAAGGAAAAAUCACUAAAUGGUUUUGGAAGUUCAAAACAAUUCAUUGACUCCGCUGCUCAUGCUCUACAAGGCAAUCCAGAUCAUCCCAAAGAUCUUUCAAGCUCUCUUGAAGUAGCAUGUCAAGUUGCUAGUUGCACCUAUGAAUACAAUACUGAUUGGGGUAAAAAGGUUGGUUGGAUGUACGGAUCGACGGCGGAAGAUAUCCUCACGGGAGUGGCCAUCCAUACCAAGGGUUGGAGAUCACUCUACUGCUCACCAAACCCACCGGCUUUUCUUGGUUGCGCACCAUCUGGUGGGCCUGCCUCGAUGACCCAGCAAAAGAGAUGGGCCACGGGCCUGCUCGAAGUUCUAUUGAGCAAAAGGAGUCCAAUAUAUGGCACCCUAUUCAUGCAUCUCCAUUUCAGGCAGUGUUUGGCGUACUUGUGGGUCCUAAUUUGGGCACUGAGGUCCAUACCUGAGUUCUUGUAUGCUCUCCUGCCAGCUUAUUGUAUCAUGACCAACUCCCACUUCUUGCCCAAGGGACAAGAACCAGCUAUCAUAAUUUCAGCUGCCAUUUUCAUCAUCUACAACCUAUAUUGUUUAUACGAGUACUUCGCCAUUGGCUUGUCAAUACAUGCGUGGUGGAAUAACCAAAGAAUACAGCGAAUAACAUCUACAUGUGCUUGGUCAUUUGGAGUCUUGAGUGUUGUACUCAAGCUCUUAGGACUAUCGGAGACAGUAUUUGAAGUAACCAAGAAAGACCAAUCUACAUCUAGUGAUAGCACCAACGCCGAACUUGGGAGGUUCACCUUUGAUGAGUCCCCAAUUUUUGUACCAGGCACUGCUCUUCUACUGGUGCACCUGAUAGCAACAUUUACAAUGUUGUUAGGGUUGCGCCCCCAAGCAUCCAGAAGUAGCGGCUCUGGCAUGGGAGAGGUGAUCUGUACUAUGUGGGUGGUUCUGUGUUUCUGGCCAUUUUUUAGGGGUUUGUUUGGGAAAGGAAAAUAUGGGAUUCCCUCGACUACGAUAAUGAAGGGAGCUAUCGUAGCAACCAUUAUUGCUUACUUAUUUAGAUUCACACCCACAGAUUGGUUUGAGGUACGGAUCGAUAACAGAAGAUAUCUUUACGAGAUUCGCCAUCCAUAUCAAUGGUUGGAAAUCACUCUAUUGUUCACCAAAUCCACCUGCUUUUCUAGGCUGCGCACCAUCCGGUGGACCUGCCUUGAUGACCCCGCAAAAAAGACGGGCCACAGGUCUGCUCGAAGUUCUAGUAAGCAAAAAGAGUCCAAUAUAUGGCACCCUAUUUAUGUAGCUCCAUUUCAGGCAAUGUUUGCAUACCUAUGGAUCCUAACUUGGGCACUGGGAUCGAUACCGGAGUUCUUAUAUGCUCUCCUACCAGCUUAUUGUGUAAUGACCAACUCCAACUUCUUGCCCAAGGGACAAGAACCUCAGCUAUCCUAAUUCCAACUGUCAUUUUCGUCAUCUAUAACCUACACUGUUAUACGAGUACUUCAUCACUAGCUUGUCAUACGUGCGUGGUGGAAUAACCAUAGAAUGCAACGGAUAACGUCUACAUGCGCCUAAUCAUAUGGAGUCUUAAGAAUUGUGGUCAAGCUCUUAAGGCUAUCAGAGAGGAUAUUUGAAGUAACCAAGAAAGAUUAAUUUGCAUCUAUUUAUGAUGUCAGUGCCGAAUACGGGAGAUUCACCUUAGAUGAGUCCCCAGUUUUUGUAUCAGGCACUGCUCUUAUGCAGAUGCACUUGACAGCAGUACUUAUGAUGUUGCUAGGGUCGCACCCACAAGCAUCCGAUAAUGCACUGUGUGGGUGCUGCUGUGUUUUUGGCCAUUUUUAAGAGGGUAACAUGGAAAACUGAAAUAUGGGAUUCCUUCUACUACUAUAA